This is a messenger RNA of Hemibagrus wyckioides, 3890 nucleotides long. It is a transcript of the gene snx17, whose product is annotated as sorting nexin 17. The transcript is spliced from 16 exons. NCBI's taxonomy places the organism in Eukaryota, Metazoa, Chordata, Actinopteri, Siluriformes, Bagridae. The record is from RefSeq and is a predicted model, not a curated record. The coding region runs from base 246 to 1664 and encodes 472 amino acids. Gene Ontology annotation, biological process: signal transduction; intracellular protein transport. Gene Ontology annotation, molecular function: phosphatidylinositol binding. Gene Ontology annotation, cellular component: early endosome.
GCAAUGCCUAGAAAACGAGUGAACACACACACACACUGAAUAUAUUAUCGUCCUUUGCUAGAGUGGAUCGCAGUGAAGGCGUUAUAAUGUUAGCCAAGAUCCUUUCUUCUUAUAUUUGAGCCAGAACUACGCAGAGAAAACGGAGGCGACUUGGAGAGACUCCCAUCUGUGAUUACGGGACUUGAGAUUGUUACCUACAGCGCCUGAACCUUUAUCUCGUGUCUUCAGUUGUCCAUUGAAGAAAAAUGCAUUUUUCCAUUCCUGAGACGGAGGUUCGGUCCGGAGAAAACGGAUCUACAUUUGUGGCCUACAACAUCCACGUCAACGGGGUCCUGCACUGCCGAGUGCGCUACAGCCAGCUCCUAGGCCUGCACGAACAGAUCAAGAAAGAGUAUGGAAACAACGUGGUACCUGCCUUCCCCCCAAAGAAGAUCUUCACCCUCACGCCUGCAGAGGUGGAGCAGCGUAGAGAGCAGCUGGAGAAGUACAUGCAAGCUGUGCGUCAGGAUCCUCUGCUGGGAGCCAGCGAACUGUUCAACAGCUUUUUAAGAAAAGCUCAACAGGAGACACAACAGAUCCCCACCGAAGAAGUCCAGCUGGAGGUGCACUUAUCCAACAGCCAGAAGGUCAAAGUCAACAUCUUGACGUCAGACCAGACUGAAGAUGUCCUUGAGGCAGUUGCAUCGAAACUGGAGCUGCCUGAUGAUUUGGUGGGCUAUUUCAGCCUCUUCCUAGUUCAGGAUGGGGUAAAUCGAGGCUGCACAUUCGUGAGAAAGCUGCAGGAGUUCGAGCUGCCCUACGUCUCGGUCACCAGCCUGCGCAAUCCCGAUUACCACAUCGUCCUCCGCAAAAGUUAUUGGGAUUCAGCCUAUGACAGUGAUGUAAUGGAGGAUAGUGUCGGUCUCAACUUGUUAUAUGCUCAGACGGUGUCUGACAUCGAGCGAGGCUGGAUUCUAGCCAACAAAGACCAGCACAGACAGCUGAAAUCCUUGCAGGAGAAAGGCUCAAAGAAAGAGUUCAUCAGAUUGGCUCAGACCCUGAAGUACUUCGGCUACAUCAAGUUUGAUCCCUGCGUCACGGAUUUUCCUGAAAAAGGCUGCCACGUCAUCGUCAGCGCCGGCAACAACGAGCUCAACUUUCAUGUCAAACUGCCCAACAACCAGAUGAAGGAAGGAAGUUUUAAAGUCACGCGCAUGAGGUGCUGGCGAGUCACUUCAUCCCAAGUCCCAGUGGCCAAUGGCACAGCUAACCCCUGCACCUCUGGCAAGUGUGAGGUCAAACUGGAGCUGGCUUUCGAGUAUCUGAUGAGCAAAGACCGUCUGCAGUGGGUCACCAUCACGAGUCCGCAGGCAAUCAUGAUGAGCAUCUGUCUCCAAUCCAUGGUGGAUGAGCUGAUGGUGAAGAAGUCUGGGGGAAGCAUUAAGAAAAUGCAGAAGAAACGUUUUAACGGAUCCAUCCAUCGAUCCAACAGCCAGCAAGCUGUGAAAUCUCCUCCAUUACUGGAUUCUCCUGAUUCGAAUCGGGAACAAGUAGUCAAGCUCUCGACAAAGCUGAGUUCCGUCUCCCUGCGGGGGAUCAGCGCCUCGAACUCCGCUAACGAUCUCAGCGGCAGCGAUUUUCACGGAAACUACGCUUUCGAGGGCAUCGGGGACGACGACCUGUGAUGCUCCUCUUGUACCGAAGCACAGGACAGCUGAGCCAAGCCGAGCAGGUUCCAGUGGAGGGGACGCGUCCGAUUCUGCAAGAUGCUAACACGCUGCAUUUCUCUAAUAGUCUAAACCAUCCGUACAAGCUGCAAAUUGUUAUCGGUGAGGGUCUUGCAUGUAAUGAGGUGUCAGCUUGGGUAGGUGUAGCACAAGCACAGUACAUUGUGUGCAGAUCCCAACCUAAUAAGAUUCCAGAUUGAACAAAAAUAUUGAUGCACUGACAAACUGUAUUUAAAAAAAAAAAAAAGAAAGAAAUCCGCAGAUCCUAUAUAGUCAUCCCUCUCCGACAUCAUCUUAGUAACCAGGCGACUCGGCUAGCUUCUGUUACCAGGAUCCGUGUCAUAUCUCCAUCACAAUUUGCAAAUCGUGCACAUUUACAAGACUGAAAAAUCGUCGAAUCCAAUCCGAGUUCAUUCCAACAUUUCAAUCCAGUAUUUCAUACUGUGCCACCCUUUAAGCAAACACAGGGACGCAUAGUUUCGGCUUUAUUUCCUGCAUCCAUGAAAGCAGCGUCUCAAGACUUUUCAUUAGCUCAAAAAAAUAGAAAAGGGAAAAAAAAUAGCUGCUUCUGAUGUUAACCUCUACUGAAUAGUACUUCCUUUUUAGAGACUCAAAGCUGUGCUUUCUCAUCCUCUAUGCUGUAACCAAUGAUUAAGCAUUAGACGGCGUCUCGAGCUGACGGCUACAGCGAAAGCAGAUCCGAGAGCACUGAUCCGAACAAAUACAACCUUGAAGUCAGCUGCCUAAAACUCCUUUUAGGUUUAGUCGCAGGUCUGCGUCUCAUCGGUUACAGACUUCACGAGGAAUUGCGGCCUUUCGUGCGCAGAGUGCCAAUUCUUGCCAAUUUUUUUCUUUUAUUUGUCUGAUUUAUCUAACAAGGGUUUUUUUUUUCAGUGCUUUCCAAACUUCACAGCUUCGUACAUAGUGAAUAGAUUGUUGUAUACGGGUUCUGAACGGAAACCUCAGCCGGAUUAGAUCAUGCAUCACACAAAGAGCCAUAGUGCUGCCUUUGUGCUGUUUGUGUGCGUGUUUUUUUUUGUUUUUUUUUUUCUCCCCCUCCCAUCUCCCCCAGAUGACUUUUUGCCUUAGAAUAAUUCAACCGCCUUACAUUUCAAGCUUGUCAGUUUUUCUUUUUCUUUUUCUUCUUUUUCCUCGUCCACGUAAGCUCCGGUGAGAGAUCUUGCAGAAUUUCUCGAGAGUUCUGUUGAUGUUUCGGCAGAACCGCUUGCACAUGCUGAACCCAUGACUUUGCACAAUAUUCUACAGACAGAUGUGCGCGAUUCCUCCCGGGAAAACGUUCUGAACCGUACGCGCGCAUGGUGUCGGCGAUUUUCUCUCUCCUCGUCUUUCCAACCGAUAUUUCGUGAAAGGUUUCUCAUAAAUGCCAAAAUUCUAGUUUACUUAAAAGCAUUUUGCACAAAAGAACCAUUUAAAAAAAAAAAGGACAAAAAAAAAUCAUAGUAGUCACUUUUUAUAAAUGUACAUGCAAAUAAAAAGUAUUCUGAAGUAUUCAUUUUACUAAUAUGUAUUAUCAUUAGUAUAUUAUAAUCGAAUGCAGUAGAUCAACUCUAUCUAAGCUGUGUAAUUAAGAAAAAAAGGACAUAUACCGCUGUUUACAGAACUGUAGAGAAUUCGAUCGAGUAGAAUUUAAAGAAGUGUUUACAAAUUCCACAUCUGAAUUCCAAUGUCUUUUUACUCGUCCCAUAUUCCGUCGUUCUGAGGACCAUCGAGCGUUCUGUGUCUUUUAUUAAACUCCAUCGUAGCAAUCAUCUCAGCGGACCAGGUGGUGGGAAAGGAGCUGCAUUUCACAUUUCAGGCUGCUGUUUUUCAGUCUCUGCAUGGCAAAAUUGUUAAUCUGAGGAAAAAAAAAAAAAAAAAGGAGAUGCUCCGUACCAGAGACACGCCCCAUCACGCGAGUCGUGUUUAAUCUCCACAGUGAGAUCGAGAACGAUCAGAGUUUGAAGCUGAAGAUGAUUGAGGUUUGUUGUAAUGGUCUCAUCUUGAUCAGCUGUAAUGAGUGAAUGUGUUUUUUUCUGACUUCUGAUAAUAUGCGAGUGUCCACUGCGGUCUGUUCACCAGCAUAUCUACAAGGGGUUAAUGGUGUAUAUCGUUAAUGUCUCAGAGCCUAGCAUUUCAAAAGCAAUGUCAUGGAUUUCAAUAAAAUGUAGGUGCCAAAUCUCUGCA